Messenger RNA from Gopherus evgoodei (Goodes thornscrub tortoise), 3974 nucleotides. RefSeq names its product angiopoietin like 1 (gene ANGPTL1). NCBI's taxonomy places the organism in Eukaryota, Metazoa, Chordata, Testudines, Testudinidae. Gene Ontology annotation, biological process: cell surface receptor protein tyrosine kinase signaling pathway. The record is from RefSeq and is a predicted model, not a curated record.
AGCUGUAGCUAGUUAGUGCAUUUCUGCAUGUGAUAGUAAGACACAGCAGCUUCAAACACACUACUAUCCCUUUUUCUGGAAUAGAAUACACUGGAACUUCAGUUAUGUUUCUUAGAGAGAUUUAGUUGGAUUGAUUUUUUUUAUUCUAUUAAAUCUGCAGGAAGACGACCAAUUUCUUAAUACAGUUUGGAUCUAACAGGGCAAGAAAAAAAAGUUUUCACUAGAACUACAGAUUAACAAUAACACUGGUAACACAAAGAAGAAAAAAAACAAGUUGACUUCUGGAUUUUCAAUCUACUGCAGAAGCAAAAAGCAACAGCAACAUUUGUUUUUGCCACCACAUUCAUCUUAAAAUGAAGAUAUCUAUAUGGACUUUGGGUGUGCUAUUAUUCCUACUACUGUCUACAGGACACUGCACAGAAAAGUCUGAACUCAGUAAAAUAUCCCCGAAGAGGCACCCUCGUUCAACAGACGGUGGAGAGGAAGGAAAAAAAUGUGGUUAUACGUUCUUGGUUCCUGAACAAAAAAUAACAGGGCCAAUCUGUGUAAACACCAAAGGACUAGGAGCAGAUAACAGAAAAGAUGAAAUCACAAGGAUGGACAUAGAGAACCUGAAGGAAGUACUGUCCAAACAGAAGCGGGAGAUUGAUAUCUUGCAGCUAGUGGUGGACGUGGAUGGAAAUAUUGUGAAUGAGGUAAAACUGCUGAGAAAAGAAAGUCGUAACAUGAACUCCCGAGUCACUCAGCUCUACAUGCAGCUCUUGCAUGAGAUAAUCCGAAAGCGUGAUAAUUCACUUGAGCUUUCCCAACUGGAAAACAAAAUCCUCAAUGUUACAACAGAAAUGUUGAAGAUGGCAACACGAUACAGGGAGCUUGAAAUAAAAUAUGCAGCACUAACUGAUCUUGUAAAUAAUCAGUCUGUGAUUAUCUCUUUACUGGAAGAGCAGUGCUUGCAGAUACUGUCACGACAGGACACAGACGGAUCUCCUCCUCUUGUUCAGGUGGUGCCACAGCACAUUCCUAACAGACAGCACUAUACUCCCAGCCUUUUGGGAGGUAAUGAGAUACAGAGGGACCCAAGUUAUCCUAGAGACAGAGACAUAAGGCCACCACCUGAUCCAGCUACUUCCCCCACAAAAAGUCCUUUCAGGAUACCACCGCUAACUUUAAUCAAUGAAGGUCCUUUCAAGGACUGGCAACAAGCCAAAGAAGCUGGGCAUUCCAACAGUGGAAUUUAUAUGAUCAAACCUGAAAACAGCAAUGAACCAGUACAGUUAUGGUGUGAGAACAGUCUGGACCCUGGAGGCUGGGCAGUUAUUCAGAAAAGGAACAGAUGGAUCUGUCAAUUUCUUCAGGAAUGGGACAGUUACAAGAAAGGAUUUGGCAAUGUUGAUGGAGAGUACUGGCUGGGACUAGAAAAUAUUUACAUGCUUACCAAUCAGGACAAUUAUAGGCUACUGAUUGAACUAGAAGAUUGGAGUAAUAAGAAAGUCUAUGCAGAAUACAGCAGUUUUCGCCUGGAGCCUGAAAGUGAAUUCUAUAGGCUGCGUCUGGGAACUUACCAGGGAAAUGCAGGGGAUUCCAUGAUAUGGCACAAUGGAAAACAAUUUACAACACUGGACAGAGAUAGAGAUACAUACACAGGAAAUUGUGCCCAUUUUCACAAAGGAGGCUGGUGGUACAAUGCUUGCGCACAUUCUAACCUUAACGGAGUGUGGUACAGAGGAGGCCAUUACAGAAGCAAAUAUCAGGAUGGGAUUUUUUGGGCUGAGUACAGAGGUGGUUCAUAUUCCCUGAAAGCAGUUCAGAUGAUGAUCAGACCCAUUGACUGAAAAAAAACACCCCAAACCAUACCCCACUAUCUCAAGUGAUCAAAUAUAAAACUUUUCAGUGCUUGAGCUCCAGGGGGGAAAAAAAGUUACAUUUAAACUCUUAUUUUGCGCAAUUUAGCCCUGCAAAAUGCAGUGCUACAAGUGUUUUGGGUUUUUGUUUUUUAAACUCUCACUGAUACAGUAUGUGUUAAACAUAACUUCUAAUAAUUCACAAAACACACAAGGGUUUAAACAUUUGUAAUAAAUAUUUAUCUUCAUUAAAGUCCUACACAUUUUUCCAUUAAUUGCAGCCAUUAAAAUAGCUCUUAGGUUACAGUACAAGUUUCUCCAGAUCAGUUCAAUCUUUAAAUGUAAAUAUGUAAAACAACUAUGUCUUAUUUUAAUGUAAAAAUUAAUUCAUUUUCAGUUAUUUAAUAGUUUUUUAAAAACUCAUAAGAUUACUUUCAAUGUAUAUCUGAUCUUACAUUAUUGUUUUUAACAUUUACACACACGAGUUUGCACCCCAAAAUAGUAGACAGAAAAUUGGUGAGAAACUCUAGUUUUGCCAGCAGAUAUAUUUUGUUGCAAACAAACACUAAGAGUUAUUUCCACAUGAAGUUGUGAAUUUAACAUAAAAUAGUUGCUAAUAAUGUACACUGUUUCUUACAGGACAUGCGUAUCCUGCUUCCCAUCAAAGCAUUUAGGAGAAAUGUUUUCUUAGCACAAUAAAAACAAAACACAAUUCUUAUAACACACUCUUAUAAAUGCAUGAGUAAAUUCCACAGUGCUCAUGUCUUUUCUAUGUGUCUUUGUACUCCACACAUGUAGCAAGCAGGCUGUGCUACCUAUGGUAUGCAUGUUACUGAAUAGGAAAAUCAUUCUUGAUCACUUAAACUCAAACAAUCAGCAAAAUAGGCAAAAAUUAAAGGAAAAAAGUUUUACUAGAAUAUAUGAAAUACACAUUUUCUCAAGCCUUUUGCAAAUUGUGACCAAACUGGCAUUUUGAAAUAAUUGAAAAACUAAUCUCAGUUUCCAAGAAAACAUUAAAAAAUUUUUUUUUCAUUUUUAUUAGUUCACGACUUGAACAGAUUUCAACAUGUUAUAACAUGUUGGCAUUACAUAGUAAAUUCAGAAAAUAUGAUGCAGUUAAAGAAAUUAAUGUUAAUUACUAUAUUAAUUUAUUUCUAAACUUUGUAUAAAUGCAGCCUGGGGACAUUUGUGCUUGCCUGGAUGAGGAAAGGCAACCAAUAUACAAAUGCAAAUCAACUUCAAAAGCAAGAAAAAAAGGUAUUUCUAAAGCAAAUUCGGGCUGAUACUCCUGUGGCCCAGAUAUAAAUGGAGGAAGGGACUUUUACACUCAUACUUUCCAGAUACUAAUUAGGUACACAAAAACCAAGAAUACAAUAAAAAGAGUUUCUUGGGUUCCACAGACUCAGGUUGACCUGGCCAAGUAUUAACAAAGAACAGUCCCACAUAUAACACUAUUUACUAGUUUGCUCAACAAAAUGGUUUAAAUCCAGUUCUUACAUUAAUCAAUCUCAAAUAUUAACAAUCACAAACUGCAAGGACCUGAAGUUGUGAACUGACGUCUUUUUUAAAUUGUAACAUUUUACGAUAUAAAAUAUCCAGAAUCAUGUGAAUCUCUCAAUCUGUCACUUUGAAUACUGUAAGAACAGAGUUUUAGUUGGAGAAAUACCAUUUAAAGAUCAGAAAGAAUUUCAAAGUAAACAAGCUUACACCCACAACUAAUAAGAGAUCUGUGAAAAUCCCAUCUCCACACUAUAAAAGAUUAUACUAAAGAGAGAAGUUCUGCCUCCAGUACAGGCAUAGCAACUUAUUCUGUACACCUAGUAAGGGUGAGAGUUGUUAGACUAAAUGCAUCCUUGCAUAUCUGCUGUAAAGACACAUUGUACCUCUACCUAACUGUCUUUCUAGCUGAAUGACCUCAUAGUCUUAAGGGACAAAAUAUAUCCUGGGGAAUUAUAAGGAACAGAAAUUCACAUUCUCAACCACCUUACACAAAAACACUCUUGUACUGUACUUUUCUUGGGUUCUUCAAAAUAAAUAUGGUAUUUGCCAGCUCUGAACUAUAAUUAUCAGAAAUGUAGGACUGGAAGGGGACCUCAGUAGGUCAUCUAGUCCAGUCCCCUGCACUGAGUUAGA